Messenger RNA from Anopheles coustani, 2614 nucleotides. RefSeq names its product ADP-ribosylation factor GTPase-activating protein 1 (gene ArfGAP1). The record is from RefSeq and is a predicted model, not a curated record. NCBI's taxonomy places the organism in Eukaryota, Metazoa, Arthropoda, Insecta, Diptera, Culicidae. The transcript is spliced from 6 exons. Gene Ontology annotation, molecular function: GTPase activator activity. The coding region runs from base 424 to 1944 and encodes 506 amino acids. Gene Ontology annotation, cellular component: Golgi membrane. Gene Ontology annotation, biological process: regulation of endocytosis; regulation of ARF protein signal transduction.
ACGAAACGGCCACAGUGGCGAUUGUGGAAAAUUGAUUUUUUCUCGUAAAAACAAACCGCGUUUGGGAGGACACUGUGGCGUUUCGUGUUGUCGUGCAAAACGUUCAUGAAAAGCGCCUUCCCUGUCAUGAUCGCCAACGAAAUAGGUGCAAUCGUUUGCGUUCGGUGAAGACGGUGAAAAGUGUUUGUUGCGGUGAAAGUAUUCGGCAGAUACUCCGUUGGGAACACAUUUCUAAAACUUUCCUCACCCACCCCAACCCCCACAUCCAACCACGUUUUGGCAAGAGAUUUUUGUGUUGAAACAGGUUUUUUUGUGUGGCAGGGGAGGAGGCAGGAGGGUUUUGUGGAGCAUCUCUGUCGAACGUGGACGGUUUUUGGAGGUCGAAUUUCCCUAGUGUUUAGCCGUGGUGUGUAGCCUAGCACAAUGGCCAGUCCACGUACACGUCGCGUUCUGAGCGAACUGAAACCAUCGGAUGGGAACAAUAAAUGUUUCGAGUGUGGAACCCACAAUCCCCAGUGGGUUUCGGUAACGUACGGCAUCUGGAUAUGCCUCGAGUGUUCCGGCAAGCACCGUGGCCUCGGGGUGCACCUUUCCUUCGUGCGCUCUGUCUCGAUGGACAAGUGGAAGGACAUCGAGCUGGAGAAGAUGAAGGUCGGUGGUAAUCGGAAGGCACGAGACUUUUUCGACACGCAGGACGACUGGGAUGAUACGGCACCGAUCCAGCGAAAGUACAACACUCGGGCGGCCGCCCUCUAUCGGGAUAAAAUUAACGCGCUUGCCCAGGGCCAGUCGUGGGAUGCGUCCAGCGCGGCGGCACGGGUAAAGGCUGCCGGGCACUCGGGUGGUGGCGGUAGCAGCAGUGGCCACAGUUCGGCCAGCAGUGGCAGCUCACAUUCCAGGGGCGGUGGAUCGACGGGAGGCUAUCAGAAUGGCGGCGAUUCGUACUAUCAGGAUGGUGGCAGCUACCAGCAGUAUCAGACGCCGGAAUUCAAGGCUCAGAAGGAAGACUUCUUUAGUCGCAAGCAGGAGGAAAACGCUUCCAGACCAGAAAAUUUGCCACCCAACCAAGGAGGAAAGUAUGCCGGGUUCGGCUACACGAUGGAUCCGCCACCGCGCAGUCAAUCGCACGAGCUUUUCGAUACCGUUCAAUCAUCACUGGCUACUGGCUGGAAUGUGUUCUCGAAGGUGGCCAACGUGGCCAAGGAAAACGCUCUCAAGUACGGAAGCAUGGCCUCGCAAAAGGUAGUUGAAGUUUCUAGCAACGUUUCAGAGAAGGUUAAGGAAGGUACGCUACUGGAAGGAGUCGGGUCUCAAGUGUCCAGUUUGGCGACAAAGGUAACCGAAGUAAGUCGCAAAGGAUGGGGUGGAAUCGGAGCCCCAGGCGGAAGUUACAGCACCCCGUCCGGAAGCAACGAUCAGUACAGCAACAUUUCCUCGGACAGCGGCGUCAACAGCCCGAUCAAUGGACGCCAGCAGCAGCACCGCGGUUCUUCCGGAUCGAACCGCAACGGCGGCGGCGAUUCUUGGUCCAACGGUAGCGGUGGUGGUGGAGCCGGUGGCUGGCAGAAUGAUAGCAAUUCCAACAGCUUGCCACAAUCGUACCAGAAUGCCGACAAUGGCGACGAUGAUGGCUGGACCGGAUUCGAGUCGUACUCGGGACCAACGCAGGGGUCCUCCACAAAGCCGACUUACGGCGCUUCCUCCGCCGAUCCGGCCAGUGUUGACCUGCGCAAUGAUAACUUCGAGCGGCAGUCAAAGUCCGGUGGAUCGCGCCGAACCAGUAACAACGGUGCUAACGGCAGCAGGCAGUCGAUGAAAUCCCAGUCCAGCGUGGAGCAGGACUUUGCCGGCCUUGAUAUUAAAAACAACCGAGCACCGAAGAGUGGCGGCAAGAAGGCGAACAAUAACGCCGAGGAUGACCUCUGGAACAUGUUGAACAACUAAACCAGGGGGGGUAGAGAGAGCUGUGCUCCUAUUUCCUUUCCCCCCGGGAUGGUGUGUGAAUUUUAUCGAAUCGAACUACGAGACUUACCCAUUGCCAGAUGAAUGACUUACGUCCCGAGCCCCUUCCGCCCUCCGUUUCCCUGAAUCCUUAAACUUUCGUGGAUUCCGAUAUGUACCCGCAGAAUGUGUUAUCCGAUGUAUUAUAAGGUUGAAGCGUGCGAUCAUGCGUCGGUCGUUUCCUUGCAGAACAUCACUCCGAAUUCAGAUCUGGUGGACGUUAAGCGUGUGUAGUGCAAGGAUAUAAACAAAGCAGGCUUCUUAUCGGAGGAAGAAAAAAAAGAAAGAGAUAAUAGACAGAAAGAGAAAGAUAGAGAGAGAGAGAGAGAUAGAGAGAAAGAAUUAGGCUGGCAAAAAAGAAAAAAAUGGUAUAUAUAUACACAUAUUCUAUAUUCUAGUUGAAAGUGAAAGCGGCAACGAAAGUGGACCGUCCUCAGGACGGCCACCUUAGUGCAAAUCAAUCCCCGAUUGUCUCCCCGCCCCGAACCUCCCCACGUAUCCAUAUUUUAGCAAAAUGACUAUGUUUAUGAAGAUGAGGAAAAAAAAACAGAUCGUGCGCCACGCCGAUGAUGAUAAUAAAAUUGGUCGUACUUGUAUAAUCCCCAAACGGGCU